AUGAAAACGCUCCUUCCACUUUCAUGUUACUAUAGCAACAUCUAGAGAUGAGGAGAAACGUGAUUUUAGUCAGACAUAAAUAUAUCAUUCAAUCAUAAGAUUCGAUCGACAGAAAACGCUCAUCAACUGAGAAAGUUAGGAAUUUCUAAUAGGAAAUAAUGGAUGCUGCAGAUAAAUCUUUGAAAAUAAUCGGUGCUAUUGUAUGUAGUGUUGCAAUAUCGGUGACAUUUGUAGGAAAUAUUUUGGUUAUCGAAGUCGUGGCCAAGUUUCGUCGACUAAGAACUGUGCCCAACUUUCUUUUGGCAGGUUUAGCAACGGCCGAUAUAGCAGUAGCAUUAUUAGUGAUGCCUCUAUUAAUUGUAUACGACGUGGAAAGAAAAUGGAGAUUUGGUUCCAUUGCAUGUCAUUUUUGGAUAUCUUGUGAUGUUAUGUGUUGCACCGCUUCGAUUCUUCAUCUAUGUGUCAUCGCUUUGGAUCGCUUUUUUGCCAUUACGCGCCCGUUAAGAUAUCGUUCUUUGAUAUCAAAACGGCUCGUAACACUCGUAAUUAUGAGUAUAUGGUUAUUUAGUGCUACUAUUUCUUUUAUACCAAUAUUUUUAGGUUGGUAUAGUGAUGGAAGCGAUCCGGAAGACAUAACAGAAUGUUCGUUGCGAGUAAAUCCUAUUUACGCCAUUGUGUCGUCUUGUUUUUCAUUUUAUCUCCCAUUACCUGUAAUGUUUUAUGUGUAUAUCCGUAUAUUAAUCAUAGCGGAACAUCAAGCAAGAGAAAUAAAGCAGCUCGAAUUAUCUUUACAAGCAACUAACCAAAAUGUACGAAAAUGUUUGAGAAGAAAGUCGAAACAAUUAAUAACAGAUACUAAAGCUAUAAGAACACUAGGGAUUAUAAUGGGUGUUUUUUGCAUUUGUUGGCUUCCAUUCUUCUUAAUGUAUAUCAUAUUACCUUAUUGUGAAAGGUGUGACGUAUCUUACGAAGUCAGAAGUGCCAUAACAUGGUUGGGAUACUUCAAUUCUUUUUUCAACCCGUGCAUAUAUGCUUUUUUGAAUAAAGAUUUUAAAGAAGCAUUUCGUAGAGUCUUAUGCUGUAAAAAGGAUACAGAAAUGAAUGGUGCUGCUCUCGAAGAAGUUAGUUCUGCGAGUAGAAGUUGUUUAAGAGUCGACAAAUUACAACACGAUGUUGUCACCCCCGAAUUAAGAACUCCAAGUAUAACAUCGGAAAUGGCGGGACCUGUGUGGCCUUCUAUUGUUUCGGAUUUAAAGUAUGAUGUUUAA
Centruroides sculpturatus (bark scorpion) is the source of this 1268-nucleotide messenger RNA. RefSeq names its product tyramine/octopamine receptor-like. Gene Ontology annotation, molecular function: neuropeptide Y receptor activity. Bases 159 to 1268 code for a protein of 369 amino acids. The record is from RefSeq and is a predicted model, not a curated record. Gene Ontology annotation, biological process: adenylate cyclase-activating adrenergic receptor signaling pathway. The transcript has a single exon. NCBI's taxonomy places the organism in Eukaryota, Metazoa, Arthropoda, Arachnida, Scorpiones, Buthidae. Gene Ontology annotation, cellular component: membrane.